AUGGCUCGCAAAAACAACGAUUCUCAAUAUAUACCCACCAUAUUCCUUCAAAAAUUCACGAUUCCGGGAACGUCAAAUGUUUCUAGGACUAGUACUGCUCUACUGGAAAGUGAGAAAUCUAAUACAAAACUCCAGGCCAGUCCUAGAGUUCGGGUCCGAGUACCUUUGCAAUGGCUCGCAAAAACAACGAUUCUCAAUAUAUACCCACCCAUAUUCCUUCAAAACUUCACGAUUCCGGAAACGUCAAAUGUUUCCAGGACUAGUUCUGCUCUAUUGGAAAAUGAGAAAUCUAAUACAAAACUCCAGGCCAGUCCCAAAGGUCGGGUCCGAGUACCUUUGCAAUGGCUCGCAAAAACAACGAUUCUCAAUAUAUACCCACCCAUAUUCCUUCAAAACUUCACGAUUCCGGAAACGUCAAAUGUUUCCAGGACUAGUUCUGCUCUAUUGGAAAAUGAGAAAUCUAAUACAAAACUCCAGGCCAAUCCCAGAGGUCGGGUCCGAGUACCUUUGCAAUGGCUCGCAAAAACAACGAUUCUCAAUAUAUACCCACCCAUAUUCCUUCAAAAAUUCACGAUUCCGGAAACGUCAAAUGUUUCCAGGACUAGUACUGCUCUAUUGGAAAGUGAGAAAUCUAAUACAAAACUCCAGGCCAGUCUCAGAGGUUGGGUCCGAGUACCUUUGCAAUGGCUCGCAAAAACAACGAUUCUCAAUAUAUACCCACCCAUAUUCCUUCAAAACUUCACGAUUCCGGAAACGUCAAAUGUUUCCAGGACUAGUUCUGCUCUAUUGGAAAGUGAGAAAUCUAAUACAAAACUCCAGGCCAAUCCCAGAGGUCGGGUCCGAGUACCUUUGCAAUGGCUCGCAAAAACAACGAUUCUCAAAAUAUACCCACCCAUAUUCCUUCAAAAAUUCACAAUUCCGGAAACGUCAAAUGUUUCCAGGACUAGUUCUGCUCUAUUGGAAAAUGAGAAAUCUAAUACAAAACUCCAGGCCAAUCCCAGAGGUCGGGUCCGAGUACCUUUGCAAUGGCUCGCAAAAACAACGAUUCUCAAUAUAUACCCACCCAUAUUCCUUCAAAAAUUCACGAUUCCGGAAACGUCAAAUGUUUCCAGGACUAGUACUGCUCUAUUGGAAAGUGAGAAAUCUAAUACAAAACUCCAGGCCAGUCUCAGAGGUUGGAACUUCACGAUUCCGGAAACGUCAAAUGUUUCCAGGACUAGUACUGCUCUAUUGGAAAGUGAGAAAUCUAAUGCAAAACUCCAGGCCAGUCUCAGAGGUUGGGUCCGAGUACCUUUGCAAUGGCUCGCAAAAACAACGAUUCUCAAUAUAUACCCACCCAUAUUCCUUCAAAACUUCACGAUUCCGGAAACGUCAAAUGUUUCCAGGACUAGUUCUGCUCUAUUGGAAAAUGAGAAAUCUAAUACAAAACUCCAGGCCAAUCCCAGAGGUCGGGUCCGAGUACCUUUGCAAUGGCUCGCAAAAACAACGAUUCUCAAUAUAUACCCACCCAUAUUCCUUCAAAAAUUCACGAUUCCGGAAACGUCAAAUGUUUCCAGGACUAGUACUGCUCUAUUGGAAAGUGAGAAAUCUAAUACAAAACUCCAGGCCAGUCUCAGAGGUUGGGUCCGAGUACCUUUGCAAUGGCUCGCAAAAACAACGAUUCUCAAUAUAUACCCACCCAUAUUCCUUCAAAACUUCACGAUUCCGGAAACGUCAAAUGUUUCCAGGACUAGUUCUGCUCUAUUGGAAAGUGAGAAAUCUAAUACAAAACUCCAGGCCAAUCCCAGAGGUCGGGUCCGAGUACCUUUGCAAUGGCUCGCAAAAACAACGAUUCUCAAUAUAUACCCACCAUAUUCCUUCAAAAAUUCACGAUUCCGGGAACGUCAAAUGUUUCUAGGACUAGUACUGCUCUACUGGAAAGUGAGAAAUCUAAUACAAAACUCCAGGCCAGUCCUAGAGUUCGGGACUAGUUCUGCUCUAUUGGAAAAUGAGAAAUCUAAUACAAAACUCCAGGCCAGUCCCAAAGGUCGGGUCCGAGUACCUUUGCAAUGGCUCGCAAAAACAACGAUUCUCAAUAUAUACCCACCCAUAUUCCUUCAAAACUUCACGAUUCCGGAAACGUCAAAUGUUUCCAGGACUAGUUCUGCUCUAUUGGAAAAUGAGAAAUCUAAUACAAAACUCCAGGCCAAUCCCAGAGGUCGGGUCCGAGUACCUUUGCAAUGGCUCGCAAAAACAACGAUUCUCAAUAUAUACCCACCCAUAUUCCUUCAAAAAUUCACGAUUCCGGAAACGUCAAAUGUUUCCAGGACUAGUACUGCUCUAUUGGAAAGUGAGAAAUCUAAUACAAAACUCCAGGCCAGUCUCAGAGGUUGGGUCCGAGUACCUUUGCAAUGGCUCGCAAAAACAACGAUUCUCAAUAUAUACCCACCCAUAUUCCUUCAAAACUUCACGAUUCCGGAAACGUCAAAUGUUUCCAGGACUAGUUCUGCUCUAUUGGAAAGUGAGAAAUCUAAUACAAAACUCCAGGCCAAUCCCAGAGGUCGGGUCCGAGUACCUUUGCAAUGGCUCGCAAAAACAACGAUUCUCAAAAUAUACCCACCCAUAUUCCUUCAAAAAUUCACAAUUCCGGAAACGUCAAAUGUUUCCAGGACUAGUUCUGCUCUAUUGGAAAAUGAGAAAUCUAAUACAAAACUCCAGGCCAAUCCCAGAGGUCGGGUCCGAGUACCUUUGCAAUGGCUCGCAAAAACAACGAUUCUCAAUAUAUACCCACCCAUAUUCCUUCAAAAAUUCACGAUUCCGGAAACGUCAAAUGUUUCCAGGACUAGUACUGCUCUAUUGGAAAGUGAGAAAUCUAAUACAAAACUCCAGGCCAGUCCCAAAGGUCGGGUCCGAGUACCUUUGCAAUGGCUCGCAAAAACAACGAUUCUCAAUAUAUACCCACCCAUAUUCCUUCAAAACUUCACGAUUCCGGAAACGUCAAAUGUUUCCAGGACUAGUUCUGCUCUAUUGGAAAAUGAGAAAUCUAAUACAAAACUCCAGGCCAAUCCCAGAGGUCGGGUCCGAGUACCUUUGCAAUGGCUCGCAAAAACAACGAUUCUCAAUAUAUACCCACCCAUAUUCCUUCAAAAAUUCACGAUUCCGGAAACGUCAAAUGUUUCCAGGACUAGUACUGCUCUAUUGGAAAGUGAGAAAUCUAAUACAAAACUCCAGGCCAGUCUCAGAGGUUGGGUCCGAGUACCUUUGCAAUGGCUCGCAAAAACAACGAUUCUCAAAAUAUACCCACCCAUAUUCCUUCAAAAAUUCACAAUUCCGGAAACGUCAAAUGUUUCCAGGACUAGUUCUGCUCUAUUGGAAAAUGAGAAAUCUAAUACAAAACUCCAGGCCAAUCCCAGAGGUCGGGUCCGAGUACCUUUGCAAUGGCUCGCAAAAACAACGAUUCUCAAUAUAUACCCACCCAUAUUCCUUCAAAAAUUCACGAUUCCGGAAACGUCAAAUGUUUCCAGGACUAGUACUGCUCUAUUGGAAAGUGAGAAAUCUAAUACAAAACUCCAGGCCAGUCUCAGAGGUUGGAACUUCACGAUUCCGGAAACGUCAAAUGCUUCCAGGACUAGUACUGCUCUAUUGGAAAGUGAGAAAUCUAAUACAAAACUCCAGGCCAGUCCUAGAGGUCGGGUCCGAGAACCUUUGCAAUGGCUCGCAAAAACAACGAUUCUCAAUAUAUACCCACCCAUAUUCCUUCAAAAAUUCAUGAUUCCGGAAACGUCAAAUGCUUCCAGGACUAGUACUGCUCUACUGGAAAGUGAGAAAUCUAAUACAAAACUCCAGGCCAGUCCUAGAGGUCGGGUCCGAGUACCUUUGCAAUGGCUCGCAAAAACAACGAUUCUCAAUAUAUACCCACCCAUAUUCCUUCAAAAAUUCACGAUUCCGGAAACGUCAAAUGCUUCCAGGACUAGUACUGCUCUACUGGAAAGUGAGAAAUCUAAUACAAAACUCCAGGCCAGUCCCAAAGGUCGGGUCCGAGUACCUUUGCAAUGGCUCGCAAAAACAACGAUUCUCAAUAUAUACCCACCCAUAUUCCUUCAAAACUUCACGAUUCCGGAAACGUCAAAUGUUUCCAGGACUAGUUCUGCUCUAUUGGAAAAUGAGAAAUCUAAUACAAAACUCCAGGCCAAUCCCAGAGGUCGGGUCCGAGUACCUUUGCAAUGGCUCGCAAAAACAACGAUUCUCAAUAUAUACCCACCCAUAUUCCUUCAAAAAUUCACGAUUCCGGAAACGUCAAAUGUUUCCAGGACUAGUACUGCUCUAUUGGAAAGUGAGAAAUCUAAUACAAAACUCCAGGCCAGUCUCAGAGGUUGGGUCCGAGUACCUUUGCAAUGGCUCGCAAAAACAACGAUUCUCAAUAUAUACCCACCCAUAUUCCUUCAAAACUUCACGAUUCCGGAAACGUCAAAUGUUUCCAGGACUAGUUCUGCUCUAUUGGAAAGUGAGAAAUCUAAUACAAAACUCCAGGCCAAUCCCAGAGGUCGGGUCCGAGUACCUUUGCAAUGGCUCGCAAAAACAACGAUUCUCAAAAUAUACCCACCCAUAUUCCUUCAAAAAUUCACAAUUCCGGAAACGUCAAAUGUUUCCAGGACUAGUUCUGCUCUAUUGGAAAAUGAGAAAUCUAAUACAAAACUCCAGGCCAAUCCCAGAGGUCGGGUCCGAGUACCUUUGCAAUGGCUCGCAAAAACAACGAUUCUCAAUAUAUACCCACCCAUAUUCCUUCAAAAAUUCACGAUUCCGGAAACGUCAAAUGUUUCCAGGACUAGUACUGCUCUAUUGGAAAGUGAGAAAUCUAAUACAAAACUCCAGGCCAGUCUCAGAGGUUGGAACUUCACGAUUCCGGAAACGUCAAAUGCUUCCAGGACUAGUACUGCUCUAUUGGAAAGUGAGAAAUCUAAUACAAAACUCCAGGCCAGUCCUAGAGGUCGGGUCCGAGUACCUUUGCAAUGGCUCGCAAAAACAACGAUUCUCAAUAUAUACCCACCCAUAUUCCUUCAAAAAUUCAUGAUUCCGGAAACGUCAAAUGCUUCCAGGACUAGUACUGCUCUACUGGAAAGUGAGAAAUCUAAUACAAAACUCCAGGCCAGUCCUAGAGGUCGGGUCCGAGUACCUUUGCAAUGGCUCGCAAAAACAACGAUUCUCAAUAUAUACCCACCCAUAUUCCUUCAAAAAUUCACGAUUCCGGAAACGUCAAAUGCUUCCAGGACUAGUACUGCUCUAUUGGAAAGUGAGAAAUCUAAUACAAAACUCCAGGCCAGUCCUAGAGGUCGGGACCGAGUACCUUUGCAAUGGCUCGCAAAAACAACGAUUCUCAAUAAAUACCCACCCGUAUUCCUUCAAAAAUUCAUGAUUCCGGAAACGUCAAAUGCUUCCAGGACUAGUACUGCUCUACUGGAAAGUGAGAAAUCUAAUACAAAACUCCAGGCCAGUCCCAGAGGUCGGGCCAAUCCCAGAGGUCGGGUCCGAGUACCUUUGCAAUGGCUCGCAAAAACAACGAUUCUCAAUAUAUACCCACCCAUAUUCCUUCAAAAAUUCACGAUUCCGGAAACGUCAAAUGUUUCCAGGACUAGUACUGCUCUAUUGGAAAGUGAGAAAUCUAAUACAAAACUCCAGGCCAGUCCCAAAGGUCGGGUCCGAGUACCUUUGCAAUGGCUCGCAAAAACAACGAUUCUCAAUAUAUACCCACCCAUAUUCCUUCAAAACUUCACGAUUCCGGAAACGUCAAAUGUUUCCAGGACUAGUUCUGCUCUAUUGGAAAAUGAGAAAUCUAAUACAAAACUCCAGGCCAAUCCCAGAGGUCGGGUCCGAGUACCUUUGCAAUGGCUCGCAAAAACAACGAUUCUCAAUAUAUACCCACCCAUAUUCCUUCAAAAAUUCACGAUUCCGGAAACGUCAAAUGUUUCCAGGACUAGUACUGCUCUAUUGGAAAGUGAGAAAUCUAAUACAAAACUCCAGGCCAGUCUCAGAGGUUGGGUCCGAGUACCUUUGCAAUGGCUCGCAAAAACAACGAUUCUCAAUAUAUACCCACCCAUAUUCCUUCAAAACUUCACGAUUCCGGAAACGUCAAAUGUUUCCAGGACUAGUUCUGCUCUAUUGGAAAGUGAGAAAUCUAAUACAAAACUCCAGGCCAAUCCCAGAGGUCGGGUCCGAGUACCUUUGCAAUGGCUCGCAAAAACAACGAUUCUCAAAAUAUACCCACCCAUAUUCCUUCAAAAAUUCACAAUUCCGGAAACGUCAAAUGUUUCCAGGACUAGUUCUGCUCUAUUGGAAAAUGAGAAAUCUAAUACAAAACUCCAGGCCAAUCCCAGAGGUCGGGUCCGAGUACCUUUGCAAUGGCUCGCAAAAACAACGAUUCUCAAUAUAUACCCACCCAUAUUCCUUCAAAAAUUCACGAUUCCGGAAACGUCAAAUGUUUCCAGGACUAGUACUGCUCUAUUGGAAAGUGAGAAAUCUAAUACAAAACUCCAGGCCAGUCUCAGAGGUUGGAACUUCACGAUUCCGGAAACGUCAAAUGCUUCCAGGACUAGUACUGCUCUAUUGGAAAGUGAGAAAUCUAAUACAAAACUCCAGGCCAGUCCUAGAGGUCGGGUCCGAGUACCUUUGCAAUGGCUCGCAAAAACAACGAUUCUCAAUAUAUACCCACCCAUAUUCCUUCAAAAAUUCAUGAUUCCGGAAACGUCAAAUGCUUCCAGGACUAGUACUGCUCUACUGGAAAGUGAGAAAUCUAAUACAAAACUCCAGGCCAGUCCUAGAGGUCGGGUCCGAGUACCUUUGCAAUGGCUCGCAAAAACAACGAUUCUCAAUAUAUACCCACCCAUAUUCCUUCAAAAAUUCACGAUUCCGGAAACGUCAAAUGCUUCCAGGACUAGUACUGCUCUAUUGGAAAGUGAGAAAUCUAAUACAAAACUCCAGGCCAGUCCUAGAGGUCGGGACCGAGUACCUUUGCAAUGGCUCGCAAAAACAACGAUUCUCAAUAAAUACCCACCCGUAUUCCUUCAAAAAUUCAUGAUUCCGGAAACGUCAAAUGCUUCCAGGACUAGUACUGCUCUACUGGAAAGUGAGAAAUCUAAUACAAAACUCCAGGCCAGUCCCAGAGGCCAGUCCCAAAGGUCGGGUCCGAGAUACCCACCCAUAUUCCUUCAAAACUUCACGAUUCCGGAAACGUCAAAUGUUUCCAGGACUAGUUCUGCUCUAUUGGAAAAUGAGAAAUCUAAUACAAAACUCCAGGCCAAUCCCAGAGGUCGGGUCCGAGUACCUUUGCAAUGGCUCGCAAAAACAACGAUUCUCAAUAUAUACCCACCCAUAUUCCUUCAAAAAUUCACGAUUCCGGAAACGUCAAAUGUUUCCAGGACUAGUACUGCUCUAUUGGAAAGUGAGAAAUCUAAUACAAAACUCCAGGCCAGUCUCAGAGGUUGGGUCCGAGUACCUUUGCAAUGGCUCGCAAAAACAACGAUUCUCAAUAUAUACCCACCCAUAUUCCUUCAAAACUUCACGAUUCCGGAAACGUCAAAUGUUUCCAGGACUAGUUCUGCUCUAUUGGAAAGUGAGAAAUCUAAUACAAAACUCCAGGCCAAUCCCAGAGGUCGGGUCCGAGUACCUUUGCAAUGGCUCGCAAAAACAACGAUUCUCAAAAUAUACCCACCCAUAUUCCUUCAAAAAUUCACAAUUCCGGAAACGUCAAAUGUUUCCAGGACUAGCUCUGCUCUAUUGGAAAAUGAGAAAUCUAAUACAAAACUCCAGGCCAAUCCCAGAGGUCGGGUCCGAGUACCUUUGCAAUGGCUCGCAAAAACAACGAUUCUCAAUAUAUACCCACCCAUAUUCCUUCAAAAAUUCACGAUUCCGGGAACGUCAAAUGUUUUCAGGACUAGUACUGCUCUAUUGGAAAGUGAGAAAUCUAAUACAAAACUCCAGGCCAGUCCUAGAGGUCGGGUCCGAGUACCUUUGCAAUGGCUCGCAAAAACAACGAUUCUCAAUAUAUACCCACCCAUAUUCCUUCAAAAAUUCACGAUUCCGGAAACGUCAAAUGCUUCCAGGACUAGUACUGCUCUAUUGGAAAGUGAGAAAUCUAAUACAAAACUCCAGGCCAGUCCUAGAGGUCGGGUCCGAGUACCUUUGCAAUGGCUCGCAAAAACAACGAUUCUCAAUAUAUACCCACCCAUAUUCCUUCAAAAAUUCAUGAUUCCGGAAACGUCAAAUGCUUCCAGGACUAGUACUGCUCUACUGGAAAGUGAGAAAUCUAAUACAAAACUCCAGGCCAGUCCUAGAGGUCGGGUCCGAGUACCUUUGCAAUGGCUCGCAAAAACAACGAUUCUCAAUAUAUACCCACCCAUAUUCCUUCAAAAAUUCACGAUUCCGGAAACGUCAAAUGCUUCCAGGACUAGUACUGCUCUAUUGGAAAGUGAGAAAUCUAAUACAAAACUCCAGGCCAGUCCUAGAGGUCGGGACCGAGUACCUUUGCAAUGGCUCGCAAAAACAACGAUUCUCAAUAAAUACCCACCCGUAUUCCUUCAAAAAUUCAUGAUUCCGGAAACGUCAAAUGCUUCCAGGACUAGUACUGCUCUACUGGAAAGUGAGAAAUCUAAUACAAAACUCCAGGCCAGUCCUAGAGGUCGGGACCGAGUACCUUUGCAAUGGCUCGCAAAAACAACGAUUCUCAAUAUAUACCCACCCAUAUUCCUUCAAAACUUCACGAUUCCGUAA
Molecule: messenger RNA, 8742 nt
Organism: Cylicocyclus nassatus
Lineage: Eukaryota; Metazoa; Nematoda; Chromadorea; Rhabditida; Strongylidae
Source: the annotation of a GenBank genome assembly